Messenger RNA from Belonocnema kinseyi, 2053 nucleotides. It is a transcript of the gene Cyp4g15, whose product is annotated as cytochrome P450 4g15. The record is from RefSeq and is a predicted model, not a curated record. Bases 133 to 1902 code for a protein of 589 amino acids. The transcript is spliced from 7 exons. Gene Ontology annotation, molecular function: monooxygenase activity; heme binding; iron ion binding. NCBI's taxonomy places the organism in Eukaryota, Metazoa, Arthropoda, Insecta, Hymenoptera, Cynipidae.
ACCUCUUGGCCCAGGAAAGUGGGAGCCACGACAGCACGGGUUAUAAAAGCUCCCGCCGAGCAAGAGAAAGACAGUUCGGUGGUUGUUCAUUGACUCAUUGACUAAAUCCGAAAAAUAGAAUAAAAAAGAAAGAUGUCUGCAGCAGGACCGGAAGUGGUGGCUGGGUCGGUAGCUGCGGCCUCUGCCACCGGACUUUCGGCUACGACCGUAUUUUUAUCCCUUCUAUUGCCAGCUUUGGCCCUUUACUACGUUUACUUCAGAAUAUCGAGAAGACACAUGCUCGAACUUGCGGCAAAAAUUCCUGGACCACCUGGACUUCCGAUUGUUGGAAACGCACUUGAAUUUAUGGGAAGCUCUGAUGCUAUUUUCCGAAAAUUCUACGAGAGAUCGUUCGAAUUCGACCAAGUCAUCAAGAUUUGGAUUGGACCAAAACUUGUUGUCUUUUUGGUCGACCCUCGUGACGUAGAAGUAAUCUUGUCCAGCAACGUUUAUAUCGACAAAUCCAGCGAAUACAGAUUUUUCCAACCCUGGUUGGGCAAUGGCCUCCUCAUUUCUACUGGUCAAAAAUGGCGUGCUCAUCGCAAACUGAUUGCACCCACUUUCCACUUGAACGUUCUGAAGAGCUUCAUUGACCUCUUCAAUGCCAACUCCCGUUCCGUUGUUGAAAGAAUGCGCAAAGAGGGACAAAAAGAAUUCGACAUCCAUGAUUACAUGUCUGAAACGACUGUAGAAAUCCUGCUCGAAACUGCCAUGGGUGUCUCAAAAAGUACCCAAGACAAGAGCGGAUUCGAAUACGCUAUGGCUGUCAUGAAGAUGUGUGACAUCCUCCAUCUGCGCCACACUCGUGUCUGGCUUAGGCCCGACUGGCUCUUCAACCUCACCAAAUACAGCAAGGACCAGAUGAACCUUUUGGAAAUCAUUCACGGACUCACUAAGAAAGUCAUCAAACGCAAGAAGGAGGAAUACAAGAGUGGAAAGCGAACCGUCAUCAACCCCACCAUCGAAAACAGAAAUAAUGACAAGGAUUCAAAGGUAUUUCUUCAAAUAAUUGUAGCAUCAAGUCUACUCCCGAUGGAAGUUUUUUUAAAUAACAUUAUAUUUCACCAGAGUACAACGGUCGUCGAGGGUCUUUCCUUUGGUCAAUCUUCAGGUCUUAAGGACGAUUUGGAUGUUGAUGACAACGACGUAGGAGAAAAGAAGAGGCUGGCCUUCCUCGACCUAUUGGUCGAAUCUGCCCAGAAUGGAGUCGUUCUUAACGACCAAGAAGUCAAGGAACAGGUCGACACCAUCAUGUUCGAGGGUCACGACACCACAGCCGCAGGAUCCAGUUUCUUCCUCUCGAUGAUGGGCUGCCACCCAGACAUCCAAGAGAAAGUCAUCCAGGAACUAGACGAAAUCUUCGGCGACAGCGACAGACCAGCCACCUUCCAGGACACCCUGGAGAUGAAGUACCUGGAACGAUGCCUCAUGGAGACCCUCCGAAUGUACCCACCUGUACCCAUCAUCGCCCGAGAGCUCAAAACUGAUCUCAAACUCGUUUCUGGAGACUACACUGUCCCAGCAGGAUGCACUGUGGUCGUAGCAACUUUGAAACUGCACCGACAGCCUAACAUUUAUCCCAACCCAGAUGUCUUCGACCCAGACAACUUCCUUCCAGAAAAAACAGCAAAUCGUCAUUAUUACGCCUUCGUUCCUUUCUCGGCUGGUCCUAGAUCUUGCGUCGGACGUAAAUAUGCUAUGUUGAAACUGAAAAUCCUUCUCUCGACAAUUUUAAGGAACUUCCGUGUCCAGUCGACUGUCAAAGAGGCUGACUUCAGACUGCAAGCUGACAUCAUCCUGAAGCGUGCUGAAGGCUUCAAGGUCAAGUUGGAGCCAAGGAAGUCAAUGGCCAUGGCCCAUUAAUUGAGUAAUUUAAUGCAAUGAAAAAGAGAAAGUCAUUAUACAUUUUUAGAGUGUACUAGAUGGCCCAAACUCGGUGACCGAUCGUUUCCACGUACACGUUUUUAUGUACAUGUUGUAAAUUGAUCUUGUUAGUAAACGUAUGUUGCGUAUA